AUGAGCAUCACUUCACUAACCCCCGUCAUUGUAGUAGGUGCCAGUCUUGUCGCCCUUUCAACCGCUCUCUGCCUAUCUAAACACAACAUUCCAACCAUUGUGCUGGAGCGCCACGCCGAUAUCUCCAAACACCCACGCGCAAUCGGAUUUACAUCCCGGACUCUUGAAAUAUACAAAAACCUAGGUAUCGCCCAUCAUAUGCCCGAAAUCCCCAAGGGAUUUCACCUGCUGCGCGCCCGGGUCGAGAGUCUCACUGGAAAAUGGUACGAGAGUACAUCCUGGUCAGACCCGAAGCCCAGCGAGAAGGAACCAUCCAAUCCUGAGGAGAAGAAAGAAUUUUCGGCCUUUCCUGGUUCUGCAAUACCCCAGGACAAGCUCGAAGCUAUCCUUCAGACGGCUGCCCUCACUCGCGGAGUGGAUAUUCGUCGUCAACACACCCUGCAAGAUGUCUGCGAAGACGAAAACGGUAUUACGGCUAUAGUGAUCAAUACGAAAGGUGAAACAGUCGAGAUUCGCGGAUCAUACCUCAUCGCAGCAGACGGGAACAGAAGUCUUGUCCGUGAGAAACUGGGUAUCGCGCGUUCUGGACGCGGACACAUGCAGACAAUGCGUAGCGUGCUUUUCCGUGCUCUGACACCGCUUGAAGAUUUCAUGAAGGGUGUGUCCCAGUUUAACAUCGAUCAGCCCGGUCUACAGGCAUUUAUGACAACCUACAUGGAUGGUCGGUGGGUUCUUAUGUUCCACGACGCACGACGACAUUGA
Molecule: messenger RNA, 762 nt
Organism: Aspergillus ochraceoroseus IBT 24754
Lineage: Eukaryota; Fungi; Ascomycota; Eurotiomycetes; Eurotiales; Aspergillaceae
Exons: 1
Coding region: 1-762 (253 amino acids)
Molecular function (GO): FAD binding
Source: RefSeq, a predicted model, not a curated record